UUUUUGGAUAACAUUUUCUUAUUAAGAUAACUAAAAACGAAAUUAGAAAAUGAGAUAGUGCGCGAGAUUCCGUUAUUCUCGUUAGGGACCUUCUCGUUAUAAAAUGUCAGAAAAAUAGUACUGCAUCAAGGUCACCAAAUUUCUUUUUGUUUCUACAUAUUUCACAAACCUGUCAAAUUUUGGUUUUAAAUAUUUCAUUUCAUUUUCUUGGUAAUUCUUGAUUUGAAUAAAUGUGCUGAAACUGAGAAAUUUUGAAUUGGAAUUCAUUAUACAAAGUCAGAAAUAUCAAAAAAAAAAAUCAUUUUCCUUUGGGAUAUUGAUAAAGUUUCUAAAGGACCCCUUUUUGCUGGGAGGAUAAGGGGUUGUUUGAAUUUUUGAUAAUUGGAGGUAUAUAUUGACAAUCAGAAGAAAAUUGGGUUUAGGUAGAAAGAAAAUGGGGGUGGAUUAUUAUAACGUGUUGAACGUUGUAAAGACGGCGACGGAGGAUGAUCUAAAGAAGGCUUAUAGAAAAUUGGCCAUGAAAUGGCAUCCUGAUAAGAAUCCCAACAACAAGAAGGAAGCUGAGGCUCAAUUCAAGCAAAUAUCUGAGGCUUAUGAAAUUUUAAGUGAUCCUGAUAAAAGACAAAUCUAUGAUCAAUAUGGUGAAGAAGGUCUAAAGGAGAUGCCAUCACCUGGAUGUAGUGGUCAUCCUCGAAAUGCUGAGGACAUUUUUGCAGAAUUUUUCGGGAGCAGUCCUUUCGGAUUUGGGUCAACUGGAGUAAAGUCCACGAGAUUCUCAUCAGAAGGAAGUGCCUUUGCGGGAUUUGGUGGGGGUGAGAAUAUUUUCAGGACAGCUAGCAAUGGAACUGGUGCUAAUAUGCCCAAGAAACCGCCACCAGUGGAGAGUAAAUUGCCUUGCAGCCUUGAGGAGCUUUAUUCUGGAUCUACGAGGAAAAUGAAGAUAUCUAGAACUGUGGUCGAUAAGAAUGGGUGGUUAGUGACAGAAUCAGAAAUUUUAACCAUUGAUGUAAAACCUGGCUGGAAGAAAGGUACAAAGAUAACAUUCCCAGACAAAGGGAAUGAGCAGUUGAACCAGCUUCCAGCAGACCUCGUGUUCGUAAUCGAUGAGAAACCCCACGAUGUUUACAAGAGAGAUGGGAACGACCUUAUUAGGAACUAUAAAGUAACAUUAGCAGAGGCAUUGGGAGGAAAAACUGUCAACCUGACAACAUUAGAUAGUCGUGAAUUGACUAUUCCAGUGAAUCAAAUUGUAAGACCUGGUUAUGAGCUCGUGGUUGCAAAAGAAGGCAUGCCAAUCACAAAGGAACCUGGCAACAGGGGUGAUUUAAAGAUCAAGUUUGAUGUUAAAUUCCCUACAAGAUUGUCAGCCGAGCAAAAAGCUGCCCUCAAGCGCGCUUUGGGGUGAAGGUACUAAAUCCAAGCGACACUAUCGAUGAGCUAGCUACUAUUGAUUUCAGAAUAACAGCUGGAGUAAAGCAGAAUCACGUUAGAUAUAUAGAGUAUUAUUGUUGAUUCAUUCAUUUGUAAAUGAAAGAAAAAUGUUCUCCUUCAAUAGUUUGAUCCAUUUGCACAAUGAUAUAGUUUUUUUCUUUUAAGAUUCUUUAAAUUGGUUGUAGGUAAAAGCAAAGGGGUUAUGUCAAUUAUAAGUGUAAAUUGUUAUUUCUCCUUGGUGCUUAUUUGACUUUAUGUCAGGAUAUUGAGAUUUGGUUCGAUUAGAUUUCAGUUAUGAUUUAUACA
Messenger RNA from Capsicum annuum, 1737 nucleotides. Its product is annotated as dnaJ homolog subfamily B member 4. The transcript has 4 exons. The record is from RefSeq and is a predicted model, not a curated record. Gene Ontology annotation, molecular function: protein-folding chaperone binding. Gene Ontology annotation, cellular component: cytosol. Bases 434 to 1405 code for a protein of 323 amino acids. Lineage: Eukaryota; Viridiplantae; Streptophyta; Magnoliopsida; Solanales; Solanaceae.